CCGUUGGGAUCCCGGGAUUAAGUGCGGCGGGGGUGGGGGGGAACUCUACGCGGGGCCGGAGCGAGACCCGAGGGACCUCUCUGUCUUCCCGCCCCAGAUUCAGUACUAAACAUGGGUGCAUUUUUGGACAAACCCAAAACUGAGAAACACAAUGCUCACGGUGCUGGGAAUGGUUUGCGUUAUGGCCUAAGCAGCAUGCAAGGAUGGAGAGUAGAAAUGGAAGAUGCUCAUACAGCAGUUGUAGGUAUUCCUCAUGGCUUGGAAAACUGGUCAUUUUUUGCUGUUUAUGAUGGUCAUGCUGGAUCUCGAGUGGCGAAUUAUUGCUCAACACACUUAUUAGAACAUAUUACUAAUAAUGAAGAUUUUAGGGCAGCAGAAAAACCUGGAUCUGCUCUUGAACCUUCAGUGGAAAAUGUUAAGAGUGGAAUCAGAACUGGCUUCUUGAAAAUUGAUGAAUACAUGCGUAACUUUUCAGAUCUCAGAAAUGGGAUGGACAGGAGUGGCUCAACUGCAGUGGGCGUUAUGAUUUCACCUGAACAUACCUACUUUAUCAACUGUGGAGAUUCACGUGCUGUCCUUUUUAGGAAUGGACAAGUCUGCUUUUCAACCCAGGAUCACAAACCUUGCAAUCCAAGGGAGAAGGAGCGAAUCCAAAAUGCAGGAGGCAGCGUAAUGAUACAGCGUGUAAAUGGUUCAUUAGCAGUUUCUCGAGCUCUGGGGGAUUAUGAUUACAAAUGUGUGGAUGGCAAGGGCCCUACGGAACAACUUGUUUCUCCAGAGCCUGAGGUUUAUGAAAUUUUAAGAGCAGAAGAGGAUGAAUUUAUCAUCUUGGCUUGUGAUGGGAUCUGGGAUGUUAUGAGCAAUGAGGAGCUCUGUGAAUUUGUUAAAUCUAGGCUUGAGGUAUCUGAUGACCUGGAAAAAGUGUGCAAUUGGGUUGUGGACACUUGUUUACAUAAGGGAAGUCGAGAUAACAUGAGUAUUGUGCUAGUUUGUUUUUCAAAUGCUCCUAAGGUCUCAGAUGAAGCAGUGAAAAAAGAUUCAGACUUGGAUAAGCACUUGGAAUCACGGGUUGAAGAAAUUAUGGAGAAGUCUGGUGAGGAAGGAAUGCCUGAUCUUGCCCAUGUCAUGCGCAUAUUGUCUGCAGAAAAUAUCCCUAAUUUACCUCCAGGGGGAGGUCUUGCUGGCAAGCGCAAUAUUAUUGAGGCUGUUUAUAAUAGACUAAAUCCACAUAGAGAGAAUGAUGGGGGUGCUGGAGAUCUAGAAGACCCAUGGUAGCCUUACAAAUCUACUAAAAUGCUUUUGAUUCUGAAAAUUGGGGGAAAAACUUUUAAUCACAGUUUUCUUCAAUACCAGGGAAUAAUUCUGGUGGAUUUCCAACAUUUUGUGAAAUGAGCAGAAAAUUAUCAGAAUUUUCCAUCAUAUGUUCAUUUUUGUGUUUUCUGAUAUUGCCACUCUUAGCAUUGCCUAUACUACAGUAUUUUUGCCAACCUCAGGCAUACUGAUUACAUCUGUAUUGAACUUGAUUACUAGAAACCAAUGGAGUGAUUCUACCAUAAAUCAAUAAACAACCAUAAAUCAAUAAAUGUGCCUGAGGUGCAUGGGAUUAUAGUUGUACUCUGAAGAUACAUUCUGAUUUUUAUUUUAACAAAACUCACAACAUAUAAGCAUGUAAGAGUACAAAUAAUUGUCUGAGACGCUACUUAUUUCACUUUACCAAGUUGGAAAGCUUUUGAGGCUCUGUGGCUUGAAAUGUCAGUUGGGCAAUAUGCUAUAGGAUGUGAAUUUAUUAGUAUUGUUAUUUUUAUUUUUAUUUUUAUUUUUCAGUUUUACCUGUAAUACCAGACUGGGUUCUCCAACAGUGUCCAAAUUGUGAUGUUGCCUUGCUUCAAGAUAAGUGUAUUUGGCAAUAAUAAGAUCAUUUUAGGCAUCAAAAUUCCUUCAGAAUUUUACCCAUGUGCACAACACAUCUUUAACUUCUAACUUUAGAAGUCUCCUUAAACCAAACUGAUUUAACUUAUAAUUAGUUGCAAUUUGCUUUGACAUCUCACUGCUUCAGUUUUUUAUUAUGAAAAUUUGCCUUUAUAAUGUAAAUUGUGAUUUUUUUUGUUCUAAAUGUGGUUUUUCUAUAGUUUGAAUUUUCAGCUUAAGAUAAAAACAGAAGUUUUAUGUAAAAUUGGUAUUUUUAUUUUGUAUUAUUUUCAGAACUCAGAAUAUCACUUUGAGAUUACUAUAAAUACAGUUAAAAUUAUCUAUUUUAGAUCUAAGAAAAUAUUACAGAGAUAUUUUCAUGGGUUCCGUGACCUUUCAUUUUAUAAACAGUGGGCAUGGUACAGAGUGGCUGUCAUGUAAGGUACUUGAAGAUUCUUAGUUUAAUUCUAUUUUUGCAAUAACAUUAAUUUUUCUGAAUUCUUUUGAGUUGUGCAUGUAUUAAGCCCAGUUAAUGCUGAACAUGAAGAGUAUUUAUCUAAAAGAAGCUAUUGGGUAGGGGAAACAAUGAAUGUAUCCAUCUGUAUAUGAUUUACAUGAUGUGGAUGCCUUGUAAACAUUUUUCCUAUUUGUUUAAACUGUGUUUCAGCGAGGAUGUUAUUGCCCUGUGUGUAGUUUAAGCUAAUGAGUCAUCAACUGGUUUUGUGUGAAAUGGAAUUCAUGGUAUUUUCUGUAACUUUUUCCGUAAGCUGUGUCUGUAAAGUGAUACAUUUGCCUACAGCCAGCUUUUCUAAUCAUCCAAUUUCAUUGUGCAUCUGAUUUUUUUUUUUUUUUUUUUGGUCUAUAGACAAUUAUUGCCACGGUAUUAUUUUAUUUAUUCAUUAGAUUUUAGCCUUGUAAGUUAAAGUGUUUUAAAUAAUGUUAACCGGGUUUGGGGGUUGUUAAAAGAUAGGGAAUGAAGAAUGCAAAAUGGUUUAUUGUUCAGACUGUUCGCUCUGGUCCAACCCUGUACUGAUGAUAGUACCUCCCAGUAUGAUAUUGUGAUGUUUCAUACAAUGCAGUGAACAUAACCAACUUGUUAUCUUCAAUAAAGGAUUGAUAAAAACAG
Messenger RNA from Vombatus ursinus (common wombat), 3034 nucleotides. It is a transcript of the gene PPM1B, whose product is annotated as protein phosphatase, Mg2+/Mn2+ dependent 1B. Gene Ontology annotation, cellular component: nucleus; cytosol. Gene Ontology annotation, molecular function: protein serine/threonine phosphatase activity; manganese ion binding; magnesium ion binding. The coding region runs from base 112 to 1275 and encodes 387 amino acids. The record is from RefSeq and is a predicted model, not a curated record. Gene Ontology annotation, biological process: positive regulation of canonical NF-kappaB signal transduction; protein dephosphorylation; negative regulation of canonical NF-kappaB signal transduction. The transcript is spliced from 6 exons. Lineage: Eukaryota; Metazoa; Chordata; Mammalia; Diprotodontia; Vombatidae.